Rana temporaria (common frog) is the source of this 1006-nucleotide messenger RNA. RefSeq names its product mitochondrial inner membrane protease ATP23 homolog. The record is from RefSeq and is a predicted model, not a curated record. Gene Ontology annotation, biological process: mitochondrial proton-transporting ATP synthase complex assembly; mitochondrial protein processing. Gene Ontology annotation, cellular component: extrinsic component of mitochondrial inner membrane. Gene Ontology annotation, molecular function: metalloendopeptidase activity. NCBI's taxonomy places the organism in Eukaryota, Metazoa, Chordata, Amphibia, Anura, Ranidae. The transcript has 6 exons. The coding region runs from base 92 to 781 and encodes 229 amino acids.
UCGCCGGGCCGCUUCUAGUGACGUGCCAUCAUGGCGGCCCCCUGGCCAGAUGGGGACAUGAGACAGCUGUAAAGGUGACAGAGGGGGCCCCAUGGAUGAAGCCAGGUCGGCAGAUGUAGGACACGGGUACCCUGUGUUGUCAGAGAGGCCGAGCUGGGAGAACAAGGAGACACACCAUCCAGCCAUGUCCAGGUGUCACAGCAUGCUCAAUGUUACUAUGGAGACAAGUCCAUAUGCCAAGUUACUUUUAGAUGCCAUGAAACAAUCAGGCUGUGCAGUUUCCAAGGACAGACAUUUUGCUUGUGAAGACUGCCAAGAAUCAGUAAGUGGAGGUUUUGAUGCAGAUACUUCUGAAAUCGUGUUGUGUCAGAAUAACAUACAAAGCCAAGCCCAUAUGAACAGAGUGGUUACACAUGAGUUGAUUCACGCUUUUGAUCACUGUCGUGCCCAUGUUGACUGGUUUAACAAUGUGCGGCACUUAGCCUGCUCCGAGAUCAGAGCUGCUAACCUUAGUGGAGACUGUUCCAUAAGCAAUGAGAUUAGCCGAUUCAAUUUUGGAUUUAAACAGCAUCAUCAGGCUUGUGUCAGGGAUCGAGCUCUUCGUUCUAUACAGGCUGUAAGAGACAUCAGCCGAGAGGCAGCAGAGAGGGCUGUGGAUGAAGUGUUCACUUCGUGUUUUAAGGACCAUGAACCAUUUGGCCGAAUCCCCCAUUGUAAAAAUGAUGCCAAUAUGGCAUACAGAGAUUUUAAAAACCGGAGCAGAUAUGCUUCAGACAUCUAAAGAAAAAUCGGCUCAAUAAUAUCAUUUUCAAUUUGCUUGUUUUAUAAUAUAUUCUCUUCUUAAUUUUGGGAUUAUUUUUAUAUAAAAGCACCCUCCAGUGUGAGACUCUCUCUUUUCCUGUGAGUGUAUAUACUGAUACAUUUUUUUUUUUCUUUUGUAUAUUUAAAAAUAUUUUGUUCCAUAAUUUGAUUUUAAUGUGCAAUAAAUUGCUUUAAAAAAUUUAUA